Molecule: messenger RNA, 3077 nt
Organism: Eupeodes corollae
Lineage: Eukaryota; Metazoa; Arthropoda; Insecta; Diptera; Syrphidae
Gene: mi
Exons: 9
Coding region: 247-3036 (929 amino acids)
Source: RefSeq, a predicted model, not a curated record
UUUGAAGCGCGCAAUAUGUAAUUUAAGCCAGCAAGGCAUAUAACUUUUUUGUUUUCUUUUAUCAAAACUAUAAUAUAUAUUUAAAAUAUGAGUAAAAUCUUGAAUAAAAUGCAUUCUUAUUCAUUAUUAUAAACAAAAUUGCCACAUUUCUUUGGGGCUUUUGUUAGUUUUUAAUCAAUAGUGUUCACCUUAAAUCAGCUUUUUUACCGCCCUUUCUUCAAGUUUUAGUGUAUUGCAUUUUAAAAUAUGACAACAGUAAAAUUGAAAAUCAAGAUCAAUAACAGUUAUGAAUCAGAGCCAUCAUCUGGGAGUGGGUCAUCUAUCAGUGAAGUCAUUGAGUUUGAAAAGGAUCAAAAUAUUUGUACAAAACUAAAUACUCAUUUGUUUACCAUUACAAAUAAUGCAAGUGAAGAUAAAAAUGAUUCGCUUUGUAACACCAGCAGCGAUUCGAAAUUUGGUUCUAGCCAGGAAUCAAAUUUCAAAGGUUUUACUGAAUGUGAAAUGAAAGAACGAACUUUUCCAAUUAGUAAAAUGGGCCGCAAACCAAAAACGAAGUGUUAUAAAGAAUCUAGACAAAAUCAAGACGCUGUUAAAGCUUCGCGAAAUCAACAAACAAAUUCAAGUUCUUAUGAUGAUAUAAUGAUAGAACAAAAUAGUUGCAAUGCCGUAGACAUUCAGCUAAUGAACAAAAACUAUUUUGGGAACCCGGAAAUAAAAAAGAAAUUUCCUGAUCUUCUUUCGACUGAACUGUCUUUUAAUGGAAAGAUUAAAAGUAUGACGAUAGCACCACCCGAAAUAAUUUGCCAAAAACAAACAACAUUCAAACCGCCGAAAUUGCUCAACCCUGUCCUCGAAAUGGGUGAGUCAUCAUUUUUGAAAUAUUCAAACGACAGAUCUCCUGAUCUGUUUGAAGACGAUGAGACUGAUCAAGGAGAGGCAGAUUCAGUAAUCUAUGAAAACGAAGAAAGGCUAACAGAGGAUAUAAAUAAAUCUCUUAAUUGUCCGACAGAGUCGAGUUUUGCCGAGGAAAAUGUCGAUGGCACACUUGAUGAUGCUGCAAAUUUACUUCGACAGAACAUCAAAAGAGAGAAAGAACUUUUGAAGCGAAUAAAAACUUGUUUGUCGGGUAUCCCACCGCCUCCAUCAUUAACUAUUCCUCAAUUAGAUAUGUUUUCUGCCAUUGCAAAUAAUAAGGAAGAGAUACUUAACUUUAAAACGGAAGUAGAAGAGGUAGCUUCGGUAAUUGUUUGCGAAGAAGAUGGGCUUUUUAAACCAACACAUCCUCUUGACGAAGUCUUAGAAAUGCCAUGGAAAGAUACACUUUAUGUUCGAGGACAUGGCCUGAGCUAUAAUUUAUGUAAAGCCUCAGAGAGCAUAGAACUACUCAGUUUAGCGGUAAUUGAAAGAUUUAUUGGUGCAGAAACUUCAACUUCAUAUACUUCUAAUAACUCAAGCUCUCCUUCAAGUGCUAAAAAGCGAAACUUGAGACAAAAAAUGCUAACACAAACAUCGGGCUACAAUAGGCUUAGUCACUUGGCAAAACGUCGUGCUGCAUUUUCAUCCGCAAAUCUGGCUACCAAUUUGCUUAAGCCACAAAGCUGUUUCUUGGGUGGAAUGCAAAUCUUAUUAGAUAAAAAAAAGGGGAAAAGUCGUCGAAAGGGAACUACACCUAAGAGAAUGACACCCUCAAGCAAAAAGAAAGCAGGUCGAAAAACUCCUUCUUCAUCUGCUAGAAAGCGUCUUGUAUUUCGAUUCGAUCCUGCGAAACCUGGUCCUUCUAGAGAAACAUCAAAACGAGCACUUUUCCAAAGUCCGGCCAAACAACAAAGAACCCAAGCUGCAGCACUUAAAUUAUCUCUGAAACCAGAAAUAGCAACUCGAGUGGAGAAAUCUAAGCGAGCUUUAUUUUCGCCAGACAAACCGCCCCAAGGGUCAAUAAAUCUUAAUGAAUUUGGUAGUCUAAGUCAAACUUCACAAUCGAGUCUGUUUGGAGGAAACCUAGACUUUCUAUCACUCAAACGAAAACGCACCGAAGAUGAUGAGGCCACACAUAAUAGUAAAAAGAUAUUCCGUCAUGAAAACGAAAGCUUGACUCCGCGUUCACUCAAAAUAAAAAGCCAAAGUUUUUGUAUUGGGGCAGGCUCCACAAAUGCUAUAAGCAACAGUAAGGAUAUGCUGCGAAGCAACAACAACAACAACCCUUCAAUUAUUCCAUUAUCGAAAAAUAGUAGUGGACGGCCAAUAACUAAAGCUUUUUCAGAUACAACUUUUCAUAGUUCUAAUCUAUUAACAGAAAACCAUAGAAAGAAAUUGUUGUGGGCAGUUUCACAAGCCUUGCAGUCAAAACAAAUCAACGUAGCACAUGCUAGUUUUAAACAAUUCGCCUCGGUCUUAGCCCGAGUUGUUAAAAGGAUAUUUCAAGAGUAUUUCCUGAAAACCAAUACCAGCACCAGUGAUACAAUGCUAAGAUUGGCAAAGAAAUAUGUUUGCGAUGUAAUUUUUGGAAAGAGUGCCGAUGAGAUAUAUAUUUUUGCUAAGUCCAAAAUAGAAGAAGAAAAGAAGGUGUCUUCGGUGAGAUUAUCGGGAUACAUUGCACCUGAUGAAUUUGAAACCCGUAAAUUAGUCUUAAAUCAAAGCAGUCUGUGCAGUUUUGAAAACUCAAUGGACUCUACAUUUGUGUUAAGUCAAAAUUCAUCAGUAUCCGUAUCCCAACCCGCCCAUAACAUCAAAAAUCUUGAUGAUGUAUUGAUUAAAUCAAAAAGUGCAAUUAGAUUAGCUAUACAGCCGAAUGCUAGCUUGCAAAAGAGUUCUUCUAAAAACAAUAUCGAUGGGAUACCUCUCAGGGAGAAUUUGGAUUGCGAGCAACGUUGGUCAGAUCAAAAGAAAUUUACUGGAGUUGAUCAACAAAACGUCAGCCCCUAUUCGAGUUCAAAAGUCAGAUCGGCCAGCCAAACAUUAUCUUUUCGAAGCAGUUUGUAUGAUCUUAGCACCAGUACUGCCAAAGCUAAAAGGCAAAUUUCAUUUGACACCCUAUAACCGCAUUUUGUUAAAUAAAUAAAAGAUAAUUCAAAAUUAAA